UUAUGAUCACCACUAAUUACAGAUCAGAGCCAAGGCUGACAGAAUUAAAUAACUGAAGGACUUUCCUGGGUUCGACAAUUUUCAUGUCCUCUGAUUGUGGCCUGUGCCUUCCCUGUGGAACUUCGUACACCUGUCAAAGGGCAACAUUAGCGUUUAUCUGACUUCUGCUCCCGCAUUGAUUCCCGAUGAUGCUUUUGCUGCUGUAGCUACGGCAAUACGCUCAUCGUACCAGCUGUUUUCCGAUCGACAUCAGUUGACAUAAUCUGGAACGUAACAAGAUGAAUUGUAAAGACAAUGAAUUUUUAGUAAAUCCUAGAAACUGUACGACAAAAUAUAUAAUAUCGCUUGACAAUAUUGAUUUAAAUUUGAUGCCAAUGAAAAUAUAUGAAAACAAUAUUACAUCGUAUCAGGAAUAUGAUGAGGAAUUCCACUCAUUUGAAAUUUACACGGAAUACACUGGCAGUGCUUUUGACGAUAUAAAGACCAGCGUAUGCUACAUAUGUGCGGUAGAAGUGCCAAGAAUGUUCUAUCAGGAACAUUUAUCUAGCGCCAAACACAAGAUGUUCGCAUGUCUAGCUGCAAACACUAUGAAACGUCUUCAAUUGCAAGUCUUACAACCAAUGCCACAGGUGGAGCGAACCAUUAAUUCAAUUUACUACUGUGCGUCGUGCUCUAUCGCCGUGAAACGUUGUAAUCGUGACGAACACGAGCUCUCCACUCAACAUAUGAACUGUGUGAAAAAUGACGAAUUGUUGAAACAGCUAUCUGAUAUUAUGUACAUAGAAAGUGACAACGAUAAAAUGGGUAAGAAUAUACAUGACAGCCAACAUUUGAAUUGUAAAACAGAUUUGAAUGCAACAAUGACUGAUAUUUCAAAUUCGAAGAUUAACACACUAGAUUGUCCAAAACUGGAAACAGUUUUCACAGUGGAGCCACUUAACACUGCCGACAGGGAGCUGUACGAUGCUGACACACAAAGUGAGGACCUGGUUAUUAGAAUCACUGCCAAGGAUGUCGCUAAGGCUAUCAAGUCAAUUUCUAGAGGCAAAUCACCAGGUCACGACGGUCUCAGUAUCGAGCAUCUUCAGCAUGCCGGUCCACAUCUACCGCGUGUGUUGGCAAUGCUUUUCACCCUCUGCGUGGGGCAUUCGUAUUUGCCGGCCGGACUAAUGAGAACGGUUGUAGUCCCUAUAAUUAAAAACAAAACAGGAGACUCAUCUGAUAAAACUAACUACAGACCGAUCUCAUUGGCAACUGUGGUCGCCAAGGUGUUCGACGGUAUGCUGAAUGAACACCUCAAUAAGCUCAUCACGCCGCAUGACAAUUAG
Hyposmocoma kahamanoa is the source of this 1328-nucleotide messenger RNA. RefSeq lists its product as uncharacterized. The transcript has 6 exons. Lineage: Eukaryota; Metazoa; Arthropoda; Insecta; Lepidoptera; Cosmopterigidae. The record is from RefSeq and is a predicted model, not a curated record. The coding region runs from base 279 to 1328 and encodes 349 amino acids.